Bactrocera neohumeralis is the source of this 541-nucleotide messenger RNA. RefSeq lists its product as uncharacterized. Lineage: Eukaryota; Metazoa; Arthropoda; Insecta; Diptera; Tephritidae. The coding region runs from base 7 to 525 and encodes 172 amino acids. The record is from RefSeq and is a predicted model, not a curated record. The transcript has 3 exons.
GUGCAAAUGGCGCACAAAUUUACUGCAAAAGAAGUGCAUGUUAAAAUACGUAAUCUUACACAAAAAUAUAGAGACGAAAGGAAAAAAGUUGGGCCCUGGGGGGGCAGCCCAUCGCUGUUGAAACAUUUUGAUGCGGUCCAUCAAAUUAUCGGACUGACAGCAACGAAUACUGCUGAAGUAUACGAAUCGUUUAUUGUGUCAUCUAUGGCUAUAGGAUCACCAGAACCAAUGUCGCCAGAGCCAGAAGCAAUGUCGCCGGUGUGUACGCCAGUAAUUACAUUGACGAACUCGCCAUUAGUGUCGCCAUUAGGUAGCUCGACAACAGCAGCGGGUGAAUCUCCAAGUAAAAAGAGAAAUUACAUGGUCGAACUAAUAAAAGUGGCAAAAGAACAAAACGAAUUGCUGAAGACAGUGGUGGAGGACGGGAAAAUAUUGACUGAGAGAGUUGUUACUGCAAUUGAAGAACAAAGUAGUAAUACAAAAGAGUUUAUAGGUAUUAUGAAAACUAUUUUAGAAAAAAUGUAAUAAUAAAAUGAAUUUG